AUGAGUACCUUUGAGCCAGGAAAGGAGUACGAUGUUAUUCUUGCUGGGGGUGGGACAGCAGCAUGUAUUAUCGCCGGUCGUUUGGCGGAAGCGGAUCCGAAUUUGUCAGUCUUGGUGGUUGAGCAAGGCCCGAAUAACUUGAACAAUCCAACAAUUGUCACGCCAGCCAUUUACCCGUCGCACCUGCAGCCAGGCUCCAAGACGGCACUGUUCUACAAGUCCAACAAGGAGGAGGCGCUGAAUGGUCGAGAGGCGAUUGUCCCGGCUGGUGGUAUUCUCGGUGGCGGCUCAUCCAUCAACUUUAUGAUGUAUACUAGAGCUCAGGGAUGCGACUAUGAUUCCUGGAAAACUGAGGGCUGGGAUUCAAAGACUUUGCUGCAGUUUGCCAGGAAGCUCGAGACGUACCACAAUGACACACCGGGUGUGAACAAGGACCUUCACGGCUAUAAUGGCCCUAUCAAUGUCUCAACCGGUACCUAUGGAUGCGCAAGCACCCAGGACGAUAUCAUAGAAGGCGCCAAGGCCACCGGCGAGAAAGAGAUUGUCGAUUUGCAAGACUUCAAGUCUUCCAAUGGCAUCUCCCGAUGGUUGCGGUAUAUCUGCCCCCGUGGUACCCGUCAAGAUACGGCGCAUAGAUAUGUCCACCCACUCAUGGCAUCUGGUAAAGCUCCCAAUCUGCACCUCCUGGUUGACAGCACCGUAACUCGUGUCAUUUUCGAGGGAAAGCGCGCCGUUGGUAUCGAGUACCGAGCCACGGCCCCUAUCACAGGCGAGGAGAGUAAGACCUCUACUGUCAAGGCUAAGCUGGUGGUCGUAUCGGCCGGUGCCCUGGGAACACCCCAGAUUCUGGAGCGAUCGGGUGUGGGCAGCGCUGAAGUCCUGAACAAGCUGGAUAUCCCGGUCGUGUCGGACUUGCCUGGCGUCGGCGAGGAGUACCAAGAUCACCAUCUCAUCGGAUAUCCCUACAAGACGAGCCUGCCGCCUGAUCAGACUCUCGAUGCACUCCUUGGCGGCCGCCUAGACUUCGCAGAUGCCCUGAAGGAAAAGAAUCCCCUCAUGGGUUGGAACGGCAUCGACUUGGCAGCCAAGAUACGUCCCACCGAGGAAGAAGUUGCGCAGCUUGGGCCCGAAUUCAAGGAGCUCUGGGACCGUGACUUCAAAAACCAGACAGACCGACCGCUGAUGCUCCUUGCAGUGGUAAACUUCUCUCUCACUGACCCUGCGACCAUCAUCAAAGAAGUCGGAGGACCAUGCCAAUGCAUCACAAUGGGUUGCUAUACUGCGUAUCCGUACUCCCGUGGUGACAUUCACAUCACGUCCAAAGACCCAAUGGCACCCCCUUCAUUCAAUACAGGAUUCCUAUCCCACCCCGCCGAUGUGAAAAAGCUCCUAUGGGCGUACAAGAAGCAGCGUGAGAUCUUCCGCCGCACAAACUGCUACGACGGCGAGAUUACCGUUGGCCAUCCCAAGUUUCGGGAGGGCAGCAAAGCCGCUCUUUCGGACAAGCGCGCUGCUGACGGACGGUUCACAUCACUGGAAGACAGACGUAGGCUGAAUCCAAUUGAGUAUGAUGCGGAGGAUGAUGCUGCAAUCGAGGACUGGAUCCGAGAAAACAUGAACACGACGUGGCAUUCUUUGGGAACAUGCAAGAUGGCGCCUAGGGAAAAUAAGGGCGUGGUGGAUAAGGACUUGAAUGUUUAUGGAACUGAGGGGCUCAAACUGGCCGAUCUGUCUAUUUGCCCUGAGAAUGUGGGUGCAAACACGAACAAUACGGCGCUGAUUGUUGGCGAGAAGGCUGCUUGGAUUAUUGGUAAGGAACUGGGACUCUCGAUUUCUGCGUAA
Molecule: messenger RNA, 1842 nt
Organism: Pochonia chlamydosporia 170
Lineage: Eukaryota; Fungi; Ascomycota; Sordariomycetes; Hypocreales; Clavicipitaceae
Product: glucose-methanol-choline (gmc) oxidoreductase
Exons: 3
Coding region: 1-1842 (613 amino acids)
Molecular function (GO): flavin adenine dinucleotide binding; oxidoreductase activity, acting on CH-OH group of donors
Source: RefSeq, a predicted model, not a curated record